CGCUCCCCGCCGCCGCCGCCGCCGCUCGCCGCCGCCGCCGCCGCGCUGCAGGACUGGCUAUGGCCACCGCCACUUCCGGGUUCCGUCACUUCAUUCUCCCGCCGAUCAGCGCUGCAAAACUGAGCCGCUUCUAUAAGGCAGCCGGCAGCCAACCUGCCAGCACUCACUGACACUCACCCAUCUCCGGAGCGAGCGGGAGAGGCAGAGCUCGCACCCGCCGGGAAAAGCAAAAAAAAAAAAAAAAAAAAAAAGAGAGAGACAGGCAGACAGACAGACAGAAAGAGGAGAGAGGGCGAAGUCCGGGCUUUGCAAACUACUCAAUUUUUCUUCGCAUCUUCCCCCACCCCCCUUCACAGUACUCAAAAAAAAAAAAAAAAAAAAAAAAAAAAAAAAAAGAACCCUAUAGCGAUCCUAAAAGGCAAAACCCAAGCGCGGAGUUACUGGAAGAAGAAACCGGGGUUAAAAAGAUUCCUCCUCUCUUCUUCAUCAUCAUCAACCAUCAUUCAUUCACUACCUUGACAUUCCCUGGCUUUGAUUGACAGCUGGAGUGGCAAAAAGCCAUGAGACACGACAGUUUGGUUACAUGUGGGUUGCUGACGGGCCGAUCGUAACCUUCAGUUUGGGGGCUUGACAAUUUUUUUUUUUUUUUUUUUUUUUUUUUUGCGUAGAGAAAGAAAAAAGGAAAAAGAGAGAGAGAAAGAAAAAGGAAAGAGAAAGAGAGAGAAAAAAGAAGAAAUACACAGAAACUCAUCGUGGUUCUUGACUGUUUUUUAUAUAUUAUUGUUAUUGUUAUUGUUGUUGUUAUUAUUAUUAUUUACGCAUAUUGGAGGACAGGAGAAGUCUAUAAGUGGGUUGCAAAAAAAAAGGAAUCUUCUUCACUCUAAAUCACUUUCUUUGCUGGACUGGGAUAUUAAAUAUACGACACAUCCAGGAGUUUAUUGGAGCGCAGACUGAUGGCGCAAAGGUACGAUGAGCUGCCCCACUACGGCGGGAUGGACGGAGUAGGGGUGCCGGCGUCCAUGUACGGGGACCCCCACGCGCCGCGGCCGAUCCCCCCGGUGCACCACCUCAACCACGGGCCGCCGCUCCACGCCGGCCAGCACUACGGCGCCCACGCCCCGCACCCCAAUGUCAUGCCGGCCAGCAUGGGCUCCGCUGUCAACGACGCCCUGAAGCGGGACAAGGAUGCGAUCUACGGGCACCCGUUGUUCCCCCUCUUAGCUCUGGUCUUUGAGAAGUGCGAGCUGGCGACCUGCACGCCCCGGGAGCCCGGCGUGGCCGGCGGGGAUGUCUGCUCCUCCGACUCCUUCAACGAGGACAUCGCCGUCUUCGCCAAGCAGGUCCGCGCUGAAAAACCACUUUUUUCUUCAAACCCAGAGCUGGACAAUUUGAUGAUCCAAGCAAUACAAGUACUAAGGUUUCACCUUUUGGAAUUAGAAAAGGUUCAUGAGUUGUGCGAUAACUUCUGCCAUCGGUACAUUAGUUGUUUGAAAGGAAAAAUGCCAAUAGACCUCGUUAUUGAUGAAAGGGAUGGCAGCUCCAAAUCAGACCACGAAGAACUCUCAGGAUCUUCCACAAAUUUAGCCGACCAUAAUCCUUCAUCUUGGAGAGACCACGAUGAUGCAACCUCAACGCACUCGGCAGGCACACCGGGGCCCUCCAGCGGGGGCCACGCUUCCCAGAGCGGAGACAACAGCAGCGAGCAAGGAGAUGGUUUAGACAACAGUGUAGCCUCACCUGGUACAGGGGAUGAUGAUGACCCAGACAAGGACAAAAAACGUCAGAAGAAAAGAGGCAUUUUCCCCAAAGUAGCAACAAAUAUCAUGAGAGCGUGGCUUUUCCAGCAUCUCACACAUCCAUAUCCUUCAGAGGAGCAGAAGAAACAGUUAGCCCAAGACACAGGACUUACAAUUCUACAAGUAAACAACUGGUUUAUUAAUGCCAGAAGAAGAAUAGUACAGCCUAUGAUUGACCAGUCAAAUCGAGCAGGUUUUCUUCUUGAUCCUUCAGUGAGCCAAGGAGCAGCGUAUAGUCCGGAGGGUCAGCCGAUGGGGAGCUUUGUAUUGGAUGGUCAGCAGCACAUGGGAAUCCGGCCCGCAGGUUUGCAAGGCAUGCCAGGGGACUACGUAUCUCAGGGUGGUCCUAUGGGUAUGAGUAUGGCACAGCCAAGUUACACUCCUCCCCAGAUGACCCCACACCCUACUCAAUUAAGACAUGGACCCCCAAUCCAUUCAUAUUUGCCAAGUCACCCCCAUCACCCAGCCAUGAUGAUGCACGGAGGACCCCCUACCCACCCUGGAAUGACCAUGUCAGCACAGAGCCCCACAAUGUUAAAUUCUGUAGACCCCAGUGUUGGUGGACAGGUUAUGGACAUUCAUGCCCAAUAGUAUAAGGGAACUCAAGGGAAAAACAAAAACAAAACAGAAACAAAAACAAAAACUAUUUUAAGACUUUUGAACUUUGACCAGAUGUUGACACUUAAUACGAAAUUCCAGACAGCUGUGAUUAUUUUUUACUUUUUGUCAUUUUUUCAUCAACAACAGAGGACCAACGAAACAAGAACACAAAUGUGAAAUCAUGGGCUCACUGAAAUGAUUAUGUCCAUGUACAGAUCCUCUGGAAAAAAAAAGACUCCAAGAGUUAUAACUACUGUAGUAUAAACAUAGGAACUAAGUUAACUUGUACAUUUCUGUUGAUCACUCCGUUACGUUGCCUCAAAUAGUUUUAGAAGAAAAAAAAUCCUUGUUUUCCACACUAUGUGUGUUGUUCCCAAAAGAAUGACUGUUUUGGUUCAGCAGUGAAGUCACUAUCCAUGAAAGACCUGUUUUGGCCAGUGAGAAAAGAACUACCCUGGAGAUGAAGAUGAAAAGUCUUGCUGGGUCCCUCGUCACUCAGAAGACUGAUCCAAGAAGGCCUUGCCAUCCCCUCGUUUUGUUCCUUCACAAAAUGUGUCCUUUAGUUUCAAACAGAUCUUUAUAGUUUGUGCUUCAUUAAGUCUCUCCCCAUUCCUCCCCCAUCUAUUUUUUUUUGGACUCUUCUUCAAAGAGCUUGCAGGUGAAGAUUUAAGAGACAGAACAGAGAGAGCAGGAGCUUCUUCCAGUAGUUCUGAGCCUUGGCUUUGGACAAAACAAAACUAAAAGUUGGGCAGCUUUCCUCAAUGAAAGAAGUUAUUAACGGUCUUUGCACCAAACCUAGAACUUUAUCAUGAACUCAAAGCUUGGGAAAAAAAAGCAAGAGAAUACUGUAACAAACUUCGUACAGAGUUCGGUCUAUUAAUUGUUUCAUGUUAGAUAUUCUAUGUGUUUACCUCAAUUGAAAAAAAAAAGAAUGUUUUUGCUAGUAUCAGAUCUGCUGUGGAAUUGGUAUUGUAUGUCCAUGAAUUCUUCCUUUCUCAGCACGUGUUCCUCACUAGAAGAAAAUGCUGUUACCUUUAAGCUUUGUCAAAAUUUACAUUAAAAUACUUGUAUGAGGACUGUGACGUUAUGUUUUAAAAAAAAAGGUGUUAAGUCACAAAAUGCGGUAAUAAAUAUUUCAUUUUUGAUUUUU
Molecule: messenger RNA, 3546 nt
Organism: Rhea pennata
Lineage: Eukaryota; Metazoa; Chordata; Aves; Rheiformes; Rheidae
Gene: MEIS2
Product: Meis homeobox 2
Exons: 12
Coding region: 954-2387 (477 amino acids)
Biological process (GO): brain development; embryonic pattern specification; animal organ morphogenesis
Molecular function (GO): DNA-binding transcription activator activity, RNA polymerase II-specific; RNA polymerase II cis-regulatory region sequence-specific DNA binding
Source: RefSeq, a predicted model, not a curated record